UACAGCUUAAUAUGGCGAACUUUGUUGAUUUUUUUCAGAAAGGAAAAACAUUUCGACCAAAAAAGAAGUUUGACCCAGGAACUCUCAGACACUCACUCCACAAACAUGCCGAGGCCUCAUUAAACUCUGGAAUAAAUCUCAGAGAUGUUGUGAAACUGCCACCAGGGGAAAAUUUUAAUGAUUGGCUAGCUGUUCAUGUUGUGGACUUCUUUAAUAGAAUAAAUCUAAUAUAUGGUACUGUAUCAGACUUUUGCUUGGAAGAAACCUGCCCCACAAUGUCUGGGGGACCCAAGUUUGAAUACCUUUGGGCAGAUGGUGUGAAAUACAAAAAACCCACACAACUUCCUGCUUCAAAAUAUGUUUCUCUUUUAAUGGACUGGGUGGAAGCACAGAUCAAUAAUGAAGAUAUUUUUCCAGUUAAAGUUGAUGUUCCUUUCCCAAAGAACUUCAUCCCGACAUGUAAAAAGAUUCUGACCCGAUUAUUUCGAGUGUUUGUUCAUGUUUAUAUUCACCAUUUUGAUAAAUUGGUUUCCAUAGGAGCUGAAGCUCAUGUGAAUACUUGCUAUAAACAUUUCUAUUAUUUUGUCACACAGUUUGACAUCAUUAGUCAAAAAGAGUUUGAGCCUUUGGCAGAAAUGACAAAGAAAAUUUGCAAAGAGCACCCUCCACAAUCCAAUUACAACUAGCUACUUGUCUGAAGUAAUGUUUUACCUUUCUAGCUGACACUUGAUGACAUAAUAACUAUAUUAUAGUCUAGUAGAUAAGUCUUUAUAACAUGUUUUUCUGAAAUACUCUGACAGAAUUGAAAAUCAAACUGCCCAUUUGUGAACAAAAAUGCUUUUCUAGUUCCAUUGUAACUGUUAUGAAAUCAUUAACUUGUUACAAGUAUUAUUAACUGCUUUUCUGCAGAGAAAUCUAUAGAUCAAAUAGAUAUAAAGUGGUUACACUGCAAGAUGAUAGAUGGGGCUUGGUAGUUGAACAUAUACCUGUUUUUGAAAUAUUCUUGGUUUUUUUGUAUAUUUGUUUAAGUGCUUUUGCAUUUCUGUUCAUUGACUGUGAGCAUUUAUUGUUGAAUAUUCAUAGGUUUUUAAUAAUCCAAAUGUUCUUAAGUUGGCAUGAAUGUUUUUCUUUAAUAAUAAUUGAACAAUGUUAAAAAAACAAAUUUACAAAAAUACCUUCAGUCUUUAAAAGAUAUAAUAAAACAGUAUAAACUUUGCCUUAAAACUUUCUUGGCCAAAGAACUAAAAAUAACAAAUUUAUAUUCCAUGUCAAGCACUAAAUACAAGAAUACAUGAAUUUAGGAUAAACCAGAAUUGUAUAUUUUUGCCAUUUGCCUUAUGUACAUAGUAAUUAAAUUUUUUCUAAUAUAUAUAUAUGUGUGUAUAUAACUGGGUAUGUGUGGGUGUGUAAUAUAUAUAUAUGUAUAUACAAUUUUUCAAAUAAACUGUAUUACAUCAAAAGUGCACAGGCGAUCACUCAGCACUAUUUAGCUCUGACAAAAUUAUAAUAUAACAUGAAAUUUAUUUAUUGUACGUGUAGACGUACGUGCCAACAAGUAAGUGAAUGUGCCAACAACUUUCUAAUGUAACAAUGUAAAAUUAUACCAUGUGUACAAAAGUAUAAAAGGUAUCAUUUUAAAAUGAAAAUGUCUGUGGAUGUAGCUCCCAAAAGCAUUGAGGAUAUUCCGUCUAUAACACCUAAUAAAAACAACAGAUGUAGAGCUAGUCAGCAUGUAAUAGAAAAAAAGGGGAUUAUGAUCUGGGUGCUAGAACCCACAACGUCCCAGAUCCCACUAUCACUCACUGUCUAUAACCGGUUGUGGGUAUGAUAGUUAUCCCUAAAAAAACCCAUAAAAAUAGAAAUAAUAUGUUAAACCACCCUUGAUGAUUUAAUAUCUUAAAGGGUGGUUUAAUAUCUUAUUUCUUUUUACAUGCUGACUAGCUCUGCAUCUGUUGUUUUGAUUAUGUUUGAUGAUAUUUUUUGUAUUCUUGUACAAAUGGCAUAAUAUUACAUUGUUAUAUUAGAAAUUUGUUGGUGCACUCACUUGCUUGUUGGCUCGUCCAUCUACAUGUACAAUAAAUAAAUUGUAGGUUAUAUUAUAUAUAUAUAUGCACACACACACAAUAGUUGAGAUUCUAGUCUUUUUUAUGCACAUUAAGUCAUUAUGAGUAUAUGUUUUUUACAUAGUUAUUUGUUUUACAUGUAUUAAGUCAUUAUGAGUAGUAAUACAUUUUAUAUGAAAUUAUUUUUCUAAGUGCUGUUACUGUCUUGGUUUUUUUGUAUCAUCAAUGAUACAAUAAAGAACAACAUACUGAAGACAUGUGCUGUAAUCAGUAUUAAGGUGCCAAAAUCUAAUGUUUUCUUGUGUGUGAAAUGAAGGUUAUUUUUGUUCCGUAAAAAAAAUAAACAUACCAGGAUGUAGAAUAUAUCUUGGAACUUGUUAGAAUGUAAAAAAACAUGAUAGAACUGGUACGUUUGUUUUGUAGAAUACCAAAGCACAGUCAGAAAUGUAGAAGCUCAAUUAUUAAACUUUAAUAAAUCUAGUCAGUGAUAAUAUGCUAAAUGUCAAAAAUGUUUAUACUUCUGGUUAAAUGUGGUUGUUAUUUACAAGCCACAGUUUAUGUAAAAAACAACAAAAACAGGCUGAAGUUCUUCUAGUCCAAGUAGUUCUGUUUGUUUGUAUGGUUGGGAAAAUAUCAGUAAUAAAAUAAAUUAGUGUAUGUAUAUAAAUUUUUGUUUUUGAUAAUUUAUAAUUUUAAAAAUAUGCCAUGAUCUUUAAACUGUAUCCUGAAUCCAUGAGUAGUCAAUUUUGUUUUUGUCAAGGUCCAAAUUUCUUGUUUUGUGUAAGUUCAAGUUCCAGCCAAUAUGAAAAUACUUAAGAGUUUUUUCCAAUAUACUUUAGUUUCAGAGGUUUAACCUGGGGCACUAUCGAAUGUACAUUUAUUAAUCAGUUUGAGUACAAAGUAGUUCUGUGUUGUUCUAAAGAUCUUGAUGUAAGUGUGAUUGAUAAAAUUGCAUAUGACUUAUAGGUCCAUUUGAAAUGUUCUGACAAUUUAUAUUUGGUCCACAGCCUGCUUAUUAACUCACUCUACCUAAAACUAUAUCAUUUGAAAUUUUUAGGAAAGUACUAGGUAGUAGUGAAACUAAAUUAGACACAGAAACAUAAAAAACUAAUUGAGAUGCCUCAUCUGUGAUUUACUUUUACAUGAGCUGAAAAAAAAAUCCCUGUUACUUUAGUAGUAUUUCUUUAGUGAGAAACAAUGUUCUAUCAAUCUGGGAUCUUUACCAUAAACAUUUGUAUAAGCAGACUUACCUGAGCCUGGUGACUGCUUUUCAAAGCUUUGUAGCUUCCUUGUUGCAAAUUUCCUUUGUGCUUUGAUAUAAAAUGCAAAGUUAAUCAGUAUUUGGCUUAAAUGUAAGGAAUUUGUUAACUUGUAAUUAUAAAUUGUGAAUACUUUGAUCUUAUGUUUUUAGGUUAAAAUAUUAUGUUACAUAGGAUGUUUGGAAGGUUUACCAAAACUUCAGUGUAUUUUAAAGACUUUGUUAUAUAUUAUAUUUAAUGUUACCUCAGGACUAUAACAAAUAUAUAUGGUUUUAGAAUUGAAUGGAUCUUUGAUGACCAUUGGGUCUAGACAGAUGUGUGAAACAAAGUGGCAAUACCUCGAAAGAUUUCUCAUCAUGCUUCUAGUAAACUUUUCCUCAGCCUUGUGGCUGUUCCUUAAAAACUUCUAUGUGUGAUCAUUUAGAAAAUGUGUAAUUUUUAGGGCCUUUUGUAUAUCUUUCCUAAGUUUUUAUCACUGAAGAAAAAUGUUUUUUUGUAGAAUAUGUAAAAACUUGAUAUUUCUGUUUUCUUCACUCUCUACUUAUAAUUAUGGGAGAAUUAAGUAAAGAAAAAUUAAAUGUCCAGGAGUAAAAUUAUUUUUAAAUUUAUAUUAAGGGUAUUAAAUAUGUAUUUCAUGUGCAUUCAUUGAGUUUUAAUUGUGUUUUGUUCUUUAAAAGUGUAUUUAUUAUAUAUAGUAUAUACUAGUAUAUCUUGCAUCUUUCCAUUUGCUGCACAAGCUGUGUCUAAUUUUUUUUUAAACCGUGUUAUAGUUUAUUGGAAAAACUAUAAUU
Limulus polyphemus (Atlantic horseshoe crab) is the source of this 4113-nucleotide messenger RNA. RefSeq names its product MOB kinase activator-like 3. The coding region runs from base 12 to 686 and encodes 224 amino acids. The transcript has 7 exons. Gene Ontology annotation, molecular function: protein kinase activator activity. Lineage: Eukaryota; Metazoa; Arthropoda; Merostomata; Xiphosura; Limulidae. The record is from RefSeq and is a predicted model, not a curated record. Gene Ontology annotation, cellular component: nucleus; cytoplasm. Gene Ontology annotation, biological process: positive regulation of protein phosphorylation; signal transduction.